Pteronotus mesoamericanus is the source of this 2967-nucleotide messenger RNA. RefSeq names its product D-aspartate oxidase (gene DDO). Gene Ontology annotation, biological process: L-aspartate catabolic process; D-amino acid catabolic process. The coding region runs from base 77 to 1102 and encodes 341 amino acids. Gene Ontology annotation, cellular component: cytoplasm. Gene Ontology annotation, molecular function: D-aspartate oxidase activity; FAD binding. The record is from RefSeq and is a predicted model, not a curated record. The transcript has 5 exons. NCBI's taxonomy places the organism in Eukaryota, Metazoa, Chordata, Mammalia, Chiroptera, Mormoopidae.
CAGCCACUCACUGGGAAAACAAGUGUCGGUGCCAGAGCUUCUGCGAGUUCCAGGCCGCUUCUGCAGAGACAGGCCCAUGGAUACGGUCCGGGUUGCCGUGGUGGGCGCAGGUGUGAUGGGACUCUCCACGGCUCUCUGCAUUUCCGAACUGGUCCCACGAUGCUCCAUCACGGUCAUUUCAGACAGGUUCUCUCCUGAUACCACAAGUGACGUGGCAGCCGGAAUACUUAUUCCCCACACAUACCCGGACACACCCAUUCACAAGCAGAAGCAGUGGUUUAGAGAGACCUUUGAUCACCUAUUUGCAAUUGCCAAUUCUGCAGAAGCUGGACAGGCUGGUGUUCAUCUGCUAUCUGGCUGGCAGAUAUUCCGGAGCAUUCCUACUAAAGAGGUGCCAUUCUGGGCUGACGUGGUUCUGGGAUUUCGAAAGAUGACUGAGGCUGAGCUGAAGAAGUUUCCGGAAUAUGUGUUUGGUCAGGCGUUUACCACCCUGAAAUGUGAAGGUUCUGCCUACCUCCCAUGGUUGGAGAAAAGGGUGAAAGAAAGCGGGGGCCUGAUACUCACCCAGCGAAUAGAAGACCUGUGGGAGCUCCACCCAUCCUUCGACGUUGUGGUCAACUGUUCAGGCCUUGGAAGCAGACAGCUUGCGGGAGAUUUGAAGGUUUUCCCUGUGAGGGGCCAACUACUCAAAGUGCAGGCUCCCUGGGUGAAGCAUUUUAUCCGAGAUGGGAGUGGGCUGACUUAUAUUUACCCUGGUGCAUCCAACGUAACCUUGGGUGGGAGUAGGCAAAAGGGAGACUGGAAUCUGUCCGCGGAUGCAGAAAUUAGCAGAGAUAUUCUUUCCCGAUGCUGUGCUCUGGAGCCCUCCCUCCGGGGAGCCUGGGACAUACGGGAGAAGGUGGGCUUGAGGCCCUACAGGGCAGGCGUUCGGCUGCAGACAGAGCUUCUAGCCCGGGAUGGCCGGAGGCUGCCUGUGGUCCACCACUAUGGCCAUGGGAGCGGGGGCUUCUCUGUGCACUGGGGCGCUGCUCUGGAGGCUGCCCAGCUGCUGAGUGAGUGUGUUCAAGCCCUCAGGACCCCCCCUCUCAAGUCAAGGCUAUAAGUGACAUGAAAUGAGAGCAAAUAGUCCAGGAGGCUAUUGAUCAAAAUAUAAUUUCAUAUCAAAAUUAGAAAUGAUACAAUGUGUAUGAGUAGAUUUAGGACCAGCCCUAAUCUAAUGUGAUACUAACCUGGUACUAGACUUACAUCUAGUACUAAUCACAUGGGACAUAAAGCUCUAUUUUUGUUAAAAAUGGAGAUUUUGAUUAAAAAAGGUUACUUUUAGAUCUGGUGUCCAAGGACCUAUGCUAAUUUACACGGAUUCUGGAAGCUUUUGGGAUUUUGACAGUUUGGCUCAUAAAUCCACAGGGGGAGAUAAUGUAUGGAAAUCAGGGAACUCACUGUCAGUUACCGAGCUGCCUGUGAUGCUCACAGGCUACAGUCGAAUGAACAUUAUAAUCCCUGUAAAUAAAAUUACAGAGCGAUCAUGCCAUACAAGUUUAUUACAUUUAAUGGAAGACAAAGCACGACUCCUGCCAAAAGAAUUCCCAGUAUUCCUGGUAGAAGACACAGAGGGAGCUACCUGUGGACUUGACCUCAACUCAAUAGCUGUCUGGGGUCAACAGUCCUCUGAGGGUCACACUUGGCAUUGGCUCGGUGUAUGGCUGGCUGUGCCGAAGCAUUUUUGAAGAUUGAAGAGCAUGUGCAGCCAAAGAGCUAAUUUGCUAAUUAAGCUGGAACAAUCAUUCUGAAUGAAAAAUAACCAGAGUUUUCUGCAAGUUGUUAAAAAGUACUGUGGAGGAGGGGGAAUGCAUCUCAUGAUAAAAUGAGUUGGGGGAUUGCUGAGUUAAAUAUAUCUACCCUGUUUCUUGACUUGGGCCUACUUAGAACCUUUUAUCCAAUUCAUGUGUAUUGUGAAUCUUCCAGAGGGUUUUGGCUUGAGUGAAUGGUAAAGGAGGUGCUAUUUAUUGAAAUAAAGAUGGUUUAGAGGAAAAGAGGUAAUUUUAAAUUUAAUUUUAAUUUUUUGGGGGGAUAUGGCAUAUGUUUUAGAGAUGAAUUCUAUUUUAGAUAUUCUGAUGGAGAUGUGGGGUUGACAAUACGGGAAAGAGAAAGCCCCUAGGACAGCUCUAUUUUUACUGUUUUGUUCAUUGAGCUUUUGCAUCUAAUUUUGUUCAGAGAGAAAAUUCUGCUGGGAGAGGGAAAAAAAGGCGGGGGACUGGGUGAGGGGGGGCGAGAAACAUUCGAGUGUGGGUUUUUUUAUAGAUUUCCACCAGGGGGCGGUAUUGUAUCAAAUUCAGAUAAAUUGGUAAAUUUGAAAAUUUAGAAAUGACUAGAAAUAGAAACUGGAUACUAGGUGUGUUGAGUGAAUCUGUGAUUCCUUCGAGUUCAUAUGCCCCAAAUGCCUAUUGUUCUAAAUUCUGGGUAAAGCAGUUGACAAAUAAAUGUACAAGCUUAGUUUGAAAGUGCACACAGACACACUACAUGCACUCUUAUUACCUGAAAUCUGUCAGAAAUAACAUGUUAUGAUAAAACAUUUUAAAUCUGGGAAAUACAUUUUUAAUGGUAAAAAUAAAAAUGAAGAAUGCUGCUCAGAAUAGGUAAUCUUUCAAUCAGUUUCAUGGUGGUUUGAAGUGUUUUGAAUUUGUCGCUUUGGUCCACAAUUUCGUUCUAUGCCGCUGCCUUUUUCGUAUUGUGUAGGCAGGCUCACACUCUGUGGCACUAUCUACAUGCUACUCUCAGAGUUCGGUUUCACCGUGCGUUUCACAUUUCUGAUGCCCACCGUUAUGAGACUGAACGAUCGGAGGCUUCUGGAGAAAGCAGUCGUGGCUGGAGCCCUGUUUAACUUUCACCGAUGGCUCAGUGUUGGCUCCCAGUGUCUCAACGGUUUGGGUCAGUCGCUGCCAAGCCAGGCUGCGCCUCAGAAUCACU